GCCCUAAAAGGAAUGACCUGCAAAUGUUCUCAUAGAUGUGCUCAUGCGUAUGCCUCAUGUCGACAUAUUAGCGGAUACGGGAAUGUUAGGAUCAGAUCCCACAAGCACACAGGUCAAGUAUAAAAUAGAACUUUUCACCUGUUUGCCAUCUCAAAAAUUGACCGGUCUGUAUUGUAUCCCAUGGAAAUUCUGCCCGAUGAUUGUUUAGCGCACAUUUUUUCGUUGACGUCUCCUCGAGACGUAGGCCAAUCCUCUGUUAUUUCUUCCACGGCGCGCUCGAUGGCGAAUUCAGAUAUUAUCUGGGAGAAGUUCUUACCACCCAACUAUCAUGAGAUUCUCUCCAGGCUGGUCGCUCCUUUGAUCUAUUCCUCGAAGAAAGACUUGUUUCUCAGUUUAAGUAAACCACUUCCAAUUGAUCAGGGUAACAAGAUGUUCUCAAUAGAGAAAUCAACCGGUAAAAUAUGCUACGUGUUGAGCGCGAGAGAGCUUUCAAUUGCGUGGGGAAGCAGCCCACUCUACUGGUCCUGGAAACCUUUUCAACCCUCGAGCAGAUUUGCAGAAGUGGCUGAACUGAGAACCAUAUGCUGGCUGGAAAUCAGGGGGAGCAUCGACGCCCGAAUGCUAUCUCCGAGAACGAUAUACGGAGCGUAUCUGAUAGUGAAAGUGGCGGAUCGCGCGUAUGGAUUAGACUCGCUGCCAUCGGAGGUGUCGGUGGAGGUUGGUAAUUUCAAGUCAAGAGGGAGCGUUUAUGUACGAUGGCCUUUGAAGGAGAAGGAGGCAAGAAACUGCCAGAGAACAAUAUCGUCAACCUCGAGAGAUGGGAAAUGGCCUUGUAAGCGAGAAGACGAGUGGCUGGAGAUCGAGUUGGGCUGCUUCUUCAACGGAGGAGGAGGAGAUAAUGAGGUCAGGAUGUGCCUCAAGGAGGUCAAAGGCGUCCAUUUGAAAGCCGGCCUUAUUGUUGAGGGUAUUGAAAUUAGGCCGGUUCCAUUGGACCAGGCCUUCACUUAAGCACUUAUCGGGCUUUCUCUUUGUUUUCAGUCAAACCCUAACCCUAGCCCUUCUCUAUAAAUACCAGAUUUUCCGUUUACAUGUCA
Prosopis cineraria is the source of this 1094-nucleotide messenger RNA. RefSeq names its product F-box protein PP2-B15-like. The transcript is spliced from 3 exons. Gene Ontology annotation, molecular function: protein binding. The record is from RefSeq and is a predicted model, not a curated record. Bases 181 to 1008 code for a protein of 275 amino acids. NCBI's taxonomy places the organism in Eukaryota, Viridiplantae, Streptophyta, Magnoliopsida, Fabales, Fabaceae.